CCACAUCUACGUCACCCGCAGUGACAUCUCGGCAGUGGAUCUCUCACAAUCUCACAUUGCGCAUUGCCAUCGCUCUCCAGUCGCAGCACACGGUGAGCCCUCCGUCAUACGCAUCUCCUUAUCCAUAAUUGCGCCGGCUGCAAUCAAACGGUCACAGUGCUAUCUUGUUUCUCAAUCUGACAUAUCUAUAGUUUGGUCGCCUCCGUCGCGUAACAACGCGCAAAGAUACUCACUUUCUCAAUCGAAACCUACCGUUUGGUUCUUAUACAACAUCAUAGGAUAUGAAGUACGGUGAUACCUUGCGCCAAAGGUCAAUUCCGGAAUGGGGCCAUUACAACAUCGACUACGACUACCUCAAAGACCUCAUCAAGCACCACACCACACCGGGCACGAAUAGGGCCGUGUCCAUCCCAGGCCAGGGCGGAACCAGCGAGCGAGUCUUCGGCGAUACCUUUUUGAAAGUCCUACAGACCCAACACGACCGCAUCAAUCUCUUCGUGCGGAGUAAGAGUGGAGAAAUUGAGAGGAGGUUAGAUCACAUAAGCAACACACUGGACCAGCAACGCGCAAAGCGACCCAGUGAUACGCCAGGCGCUCGACUUCCUAUCAGAACAGUAGAGAGAUAUGCGAAGAUAGAUGCGGAUGUAGCCAAGAUCGCCGAAGAAAUACGCUCACUCUCGCGCUUUCAAGUAGCUCAGCGAACAGGCUUCACAAAGAUACUAAAAAAAUACAGACGUUGGACGAAGGAUAGAGAGCUCGAUUACACCUUCAAGCAAGAUAUCAGUAGCCGUCCAGACAGUUUCUUUCAGCUGAAUCUAGGAUACCUGCUCGAUCAAUACAUUGAUGUUCUCGACACGCUUCGCUCAAUCUUUGACGGCGAUGGGGCAUCUGCGCCUCACAAUGAGAAUACUAACGCCCAAUCGCCCGCUGCGCGUCUCUCUAAGAUCAUUGCGCAGGGAGAUACACUAGACCUCGAUCUGGCUUUGUCUUCAGUCCCAUUAGGUGAUGGUGGGAACAAGGCAACGUAUUGGAUCCAUCCCGAAAAUGUUGAUCAGGUCCGGAUUUUACUACAUCAACAUAUGCGCCUUUUCACUGGCAACAGCAAAAACCGGUCCCGCAAAAAUCAUGCCUAUGCGCCAACCAGCCGUCAGUCCUCGAGCACAAAUCUUGAUAAACACUCUGAAAAAGAUGACGACGUCAGUCUUGUCGUUUUGGACUAUGCAGAAUCAUUUGCUAUGAAACAAAACGCAAGCACGAUUGGUUCUAGCGAGGCUACCAAGGGAAAUAUCGGGAUCAAAGCUGCUGGCAAUGUGCGAUGCGUCUCGUCUAGUGAUGCGGCAGUAGUCAUCCGCGCUGGUACAGAUCUGCAGGAACAGCUGUCGGACAAAGUAAUGACAGCGAGAUUGAAGCGUAAUUUCGUGCCAACCUUUUUGGACACUUCGACUCAGAUACCUGCUGAGAAGCUGUUAGAGAACCAGACGAAAUCAAAAGCUAAUGUUGCUCAAGACCCAUCCGCUGUCCGACAGUGGCUGACGGAGCAUAAAGAUAUCAAGCCCAUCGCUGGUAUCGUUUCAAAACGCACAAGAUUUGUCGGACUCCACAACAACUACAUGGGAGGGAGUUGGGCAACCUUGGACAGGGAUGUGUUUAUGAAGGACUCCCUCCACAAGGAUUUGGAGAAGGAUGACUGGGCACUCGCAGCAAGAUCAAGGUCGAUCGAGUUUCCUCAUGCUAUUCUCGAGGUUCGUCGAGAAAGCAGUCAGGCAACAUCACUCAUUCCAAUUUUGGAUGGAAGUCAUUUGGUUGAACGUGUUCGUGGAUUUUCUGUGGAAACACAUGCCGUGUGGACAUGCUGCAAGCCGAAUUCUAUGACGGCACCAAUAUGGAUGCCUCUCUUGGACAAGGAUAUUCGAAAGUUACCUGAACCAGCCAGAAAGCGUAGUCGCAAGACAGGAAGCAGUAACAGCGGCUCUCACUGCGACUCUUCUGCUCUUGCAUCCGCGUCCAACACUUCGGUUGAUGGACAAUCGAGUCCUCUACAUUCCCGUGCGGAAGAAUCCUCCUCAACUUCAGUAUAUGAUUUCGUGGAUCCGCCGUCACUCCAGGCCUUUAGAAAGAAACAUCGCAAGCCAUAUUCUGACUAUCCCCCACCAAUUGUCCAUGCAGAUGCGGAACCCGAGCAGCGCUACUGGAAUGAGUAUGAUCAUCCCGAAGACGAGGAGGAAGGGUAUUUUAUAUACGUCGACCCAAACGCUACAGUCAAAUUUCCCGGUCAGGAGAUUAUCGAAGCAUGGGUGAAGUCGACGAAAAAGCUGUUCGGUAUGAGCGACCGAGCUGAUGAGGAAUCACUGCUCUCCGCGGCCGAUGAUGCGACAACGGACGACGAAGAUACCGUAGAUCAAUCGCCUGUCGGUGCAUCGAGAACGUACGGAACAAUAUCCUCCGGCAAGCGUAAGCCGUCGCACGGGAGCUACUUCAGUGGUCUCUUCCGUUCGUUACGCGAUCCUCACCACGACGCCGAAGUCCUCCAGGAGCGGAGAUCGCUGCUCACUGAGCUGGAAACUCGACAGCACAAGGCUGAGAUGACGAAGCUGCGGUUUUACUGUACUUCUCUUGCCACGGCCGUUGUCAUCGACCUCAUUCUGAGCCUCAUGACGAUGACGAGUCGCAAGAAGGAGCGUGGCGUUGUUGACGUGGGAGUUAUUUUCGGCACAGUCAGUACGAUGCUGUUGUGCAUUGUUGCAGUGCUCAGUAUGCGCACGAGAAAUGAGAAGUUGGGGUGGGUGCAUCAAAGUGCUGUCUGGGCGAUUGUUGCGGCGGUUCUGGGGUUGGAUAUCUUGCUGUUGUUGUGGGUAUUGCGGGUGUAAUGGGGGAGGAUCUAAUGAUUGGCAGGGUCUUCUGAUUCUUAGCGUUUUUGUUGUUGUAUAUUAUUAUCCUUUCGCUUUAUCGGUAAUUUGGAUGGACAUUUGAGACGAUUGGGGCACGAUUGGCCCUGGGAGCGGGAUUUGCAGCUGGAAUCUGCACACCGUCGAGACGCGCUAGAUAAUUUAUACCUAAAGUCGAGAAGACAAUUACCUCAAACAAGG
Dothidotthia symphoricarpi CBS 119687 is the source of this 3086-nucleotide messenger RNA. RefSeq lists its product as uncharacterized. Gene Ontology annotation, cellular component: fungal-type vacuole membrane; vacuolar transporter chaperone complex. The coding region runs from base 282 to 2867 and encodes 861 amino acids. Lineage: Eukaryota; Fungi; Ascomycota; Dothideomycetes; Pleosporales; Dothidotthiaceae. The record is from RefSeq and is a predicted model, not a curated record. The transcript has 5 exons. Gene Ontology annotation, biological process: microautophagy; vacuole fusion, non-autophagic; polyphosphate metabolic process.